Mesorhabditis spiculigera is the source of this 642-nucleotide messenger RNA. NCBI's taxonomy places the organism in Eukaryota, Metazoa, Nematoda, Chromadorea, Rhabditida, Rhabditidae. The record is from the annotation of a GenBank genome assembly.
AUGGCGGGCGCUAUUCUCAAAACGACGGGGGUCGUCUUCGCCCUGGGCUGGUCCAUUUUGAUAGGAACAGGCCUCUUCUACAUGCUCACCGGGCAGGGCCACCGUUUCGACAUUGCCUGGUUCUUGACGGAGACGUCGCCGCACAUGUGGGCCGGUCUCGGCAUCGCCUGCUCCCUCUCCAUGUCGGUCAUCGGCGCCGGAUGGGGCAUUUUCACCACGGGAUCCUCAAUUCUCGGCGGAGGAGUGAAAGCCCCAAGAAUUCGAACGAAGAACCUUGUGUCCAUCAUUUUCUGCGAGGCCGUCGCCAUCUUCGGUAUCAUCAUGGCGUUCGUGUUCGUCAACAAGAUGCAGGACUUCGAAAGGGAGAAGUUCGACAUUCUGACGACCGACGGCCGGAACAUUAUCGCCAAGAACUUGGCGGCCGGCUACAUGAUCUUCGGCGGUGGCCUCACUGUCGGCUUCUCCAACCUUGUUUGCGGGUUGUCAGUAGGAAUCGUCGGAUCCGGAGCCGCGCUCGCCGACGCGGCCAACCCGUCGCUCUUCGUCAAGAUCCUCAUCAUCGAAAUUUUCGCAUCAGCCAUCGGGCUGUUCGGCAUGAUCAUCGGUAUUGUGCAGACGAACAAAGCGUCGAUGGGCGGCAAA